Messenger RNA from Aspergillus melleus, 1983 nucleotides. Its product is annotated as ATP-binding protein. Lineage: Eukaryota; Fungi; Ascomycota; Eurotiomycetes; Eurotiales; Aspergillaceae. The coding region runs from base 1 to 1983 and encodes 660 amino acids. Gene Ontology annotation, molecular function: ATP binding; ATP hydrolysis activity. The record is from RefSeq and is a predicted model, not a curated record. The transcript is spliced from 5 exons.
AUGAACGAAACAAUGCCCAGCUCGAGCAGUCCGGAGCUCGUCUCGCCAGAUCUCGGUCUAGAUCUACAGGUAAAGCACCUCGAACAACGAAAGAAGGAGGGAGACAGUCUGAAGGAGAGAGGCAGCGAGGUAGAAGGGGAGAAGCCCACCUACAUGCAACACGCACUGGUCUCGUCAGAGUACUUCGACGAGAAGAAUAUCCUGACAAAAAAAGUGCUUUGCAUCAAUUCUUCCCUCUUAUGUGAUGCGCUCAAGCAGGAGGUCAAAUGUUAUCCGUCAUACCGAUCUGGAUUUAAACCCUCAAUCGAGGUCGAAUCUCCGUUUGCAUUGCUGUUCCACCAUCGCUCAGAACUCGGAGCACUCCGUGAAUAUACGACUGAUGAUAAUCUCAGAAAGCACUUGGACUUGCUCUUUGAGUAUCUGGAACAUGAACGAGGUCAUGCGGCAGCUAGGUUGAUGAACAAUGAUCUCAUUACAUUCGAUCUUCUCUGGGCGGUCUUCAAACCGGGAACUUUUGUACUCACUCGUGUAUACGACCAGGAGUGGCUCUUGUGGUUACAAAACACGGCCUACCGAAAGCAUUAUCAAAAGGGCGAAUACCUGGCGCUCGAAUGUUCGCAUUCUAUUCAUGACGGGGAAAAAGAAUGGAAGGUAGUGAAGACCCUGGAAAUAUUCCGUGAUAAGGAGUUUCCUGGGAGUGCACCUACUACAAUUAGAAAGCUUUCGGUAUCUCCCCUGGAGCGACACUCCAAUUCCGAGACAUUAAAAUCAACUCUUAAAAGCAGAGGAGAAACAUAUCAGAGAUUGCAGCAUGGGCGUCCUCAUUACUAUGAGGGUAUGUGUCUGGUUGUCGACAACACUAAGAUAUGGGAUCCCAAAACCUACCCGUGUACAACAGCCGGUCGAGUGGUCAUAGACAACAAACCCUUUUUUGAAGAGCACGAGGCUAUGCGGCCGACUCUUCAAACAUGGGACUAUGACGAUGAAGGCAUUGAUGAAGCCGAUACCGAUUUGCUAUAUCCACCAUAUGUAUAUGGGUACUCGCUGGAUAUGAGGAAAUGGUCCCGGUUUUUUCUCAAUAAUCUGAGUGACGUGAAAUGGGACAAUAACAUGUUCAACCGUCUAUUAUUAGCCGAACCACAGAAACAGCUUUUGAGGUCCUUGGUGUCUAAUCACUCAUACGGAUCAAAUGCCCGUCAUGAAAUCAUUCUGAAAGGGAAAGGGCUAGUAGUAGUUCUUCAUGGUUCACCAGGAACAGGCAAAACACUUACAGCCGCCGCUGUUGCCGAAGAAACCAACAAGCCACUUAUUGUGUUCCCCGCCGGGGAGCUAGGAUAUGAACUUUGGGCUGUUGAAGACAAUGUGAAAAAGAUUGUCGAAUACGCGACCAGUUGGAAAGCAGUCUUACUCAUUGAUGAAGCCGAUGUUUUCCUGGAAAAAAGAGAAAGCGGUGCGCGGGCGAAUCUAGAAAGAAACGCUUUAGUCGCAGUUUUCCUUCGGCGAUUGGAAUAUUGCCAGGGGAUAAUCUUUCUGACUUCCAACCGGGCAGAAUCCUUUGAUGGGGCAAUCAAAUCGCGAGUCCACCUAAUGCUCCAUUAUCCUGAGAUCGAUCAAACAGCUCGUCGACAGCUCUGGAAGUCACGGCUUGAAGAAGUACCUCCAGAUGAAAAUGAAGUCGACAUGGCAAGAUUUCCAGACUCACUCGCAAAAUACCCGAUGAAUGGACGGGAGAUAUCGAAUACUGUUGGCUCUGCUCUCACGCUUGCAAAAAGCGAAUCCCAAAAGCUGAACCAAAGACACCUCGACAUGGUGCUACGGAUCUGGCAAGAGUCGAACCCCAAGUGGACCCAAGGCUACAAUAUGCUACGAAUGGUAAUUCAUGUUGUCCUUUCCAUCUUAGCCACCGCAGUGAUUAUAGUUCUCGUGUUGUCUCGCCGAUAUCAGAUGUUUCGAAACGGAGAUGUCUUAAUCUUUUACCGGUGA